AUGGCUUUAAGAAAGAAAAAUAGUCUUUUAAAUAUGGCUAAUUCAUAUGUUUUAGAUUCACCUCAACCAAGUAAUUUAAAUUACUUUUGAAAUUUUGGAUCUCUAUUAGCAUUAUGUUUAGUAAUACAAUUAGCAACAGGUAUUACAUUAGCAAUGCAUUAUACAUCACAUGCUAGUCUUGCUUUUGACUCAGUGGAGCAUAUUAUGAGAGAUGUUAAUUUUGGAUGAUUCAUUAGAUAUGCUCAUGCAAAUACAGCUUCAUUCUUCUUUAUAUGUAUAUAUGCUCACAUGGGUAGAAAUAUUUACUAUGGUUCAUAUAAAACACCUAGAGUUUUACCUUGAUCAAUAGGAGUAAUAAUCUUCUUAUUAUUAAUCAUAACAGCUUUCAUGGGUUAUGUAUUAGUAUUUGGUCAAAUGUCUUUAUGAGGUGCUACAGUUAUUUGUAACUUAGUAUCAGCUAUACCUUGAUUAGGGGAAGAUAUUGUACACUUCUUAUGAGGUGGGUUCUCAGUAGGUAACCCUACAUUACAAAGAUUCUUCGCAUUACAUUAUUUAAUGCCAUUCGUAUUAGCUGUAUUUGCUUUAUUACAUUUAAUUGCACUACAUACUGCUGGUUCUUCAAACCCAUUAGGUAUUACAUCUAAUGUUGAUAAAUUAUCAAUGCAUCCUUAUUACAGUUUUAAAGAUCUUAUCACAGUAUUCGCAUUCUUAUUAAUGUUUACAUUAUUUGUAUUCUUCUCACCUGAUAAAUUAGGUCAUCCAGAUAAUUAUAUCCCUGCAAAUCCAAUGGUAACUCCAGCAUCGAUAGUUCCAGAGUGAUACUUAUUACCAUUCUAUGCUAUUUUAAGAGCUAUUCCUGAUAAAUUAGGAGGUGUUAUAGCAAUGGUUGCAGCUAUAUUAAUAUUAUUAAUAUUACCUAUAGUAGAUAGAUCUAUAAUUAGAGGUAAUGCAUUUAAACCAAUUUCUAAAUUAUUAUUUGGUUUCUUUAUAUGUAAUUUCUUAUUAUUAGGAGUAUUAGGACAAGUACAUAUUGAGCCUCCAUUUAUAGUAUUAGGACAAAUAUGUACAAUAUUCUAUUUCUCAUAUUUCUUAAUAUUAUUACCUAUGGUAUCUACAAUAGAAAAUAUAUUCUUCUAUAUAGGAAGUUUAAGAAAAUAG
Molecule: messenger RNA, 1158 nt
Organism: Yarrowia lipolytica CLIB122
Lineage: Eukaryota; Fungi; Ascomycota; Dipodascomycetes; Dipodascales
Source: the annotation of a RefSeq genome assembly